AUGGAAAUAGCAGAUGCCAAAGGUAAAACUGAUAAUAAGAUAUCGCUUAGUUUGGAUGAAACUAAAGAGAUUAUAUUUGGUAGUCUUUUAGGGGAUGCUAAAUUAGAAAUGCCUCCGAGAGGUCUGAACGCUAGAUUUGGAUUCACACAAGCUGAAUUUCAAAAGGACUAUUUUAUAAGCGUAUCUAGUUCUUUAUCUGCAAUAUGCUCUGGAAAAUAUAGAGAAUCUUCUUAUUUAGAUAAAAGAACAGGAAAAACUUAUAAAUCUUUAAUAAUGCAAGAUGGGGCGCGUGGAACAUCUAAAGGGUUAUAUUUAUGUACAGACAGUUUUACACACGCAGAUGUUAAACGGCUUACUCAGUAUUUAAUAGAUACGUACAAUCUUAAAUGUUCAAUACACAAAGCUGGAGGAAACCAUCGUAUUUAUAUUUUAGCCAAAUCUGUGGAAACUGUUAAAAAUCUUAUUUUACCUUAUAUGCAUAAAUCAAUGGUAUAUAAGUUGGGAGUCUAGCUAACUCCAUCAACGUCGUCCAUAUUUGUAAAAGUAUGGUGUAUAAUU
This is a messenger RNA of Aplosporella prunicola CBS 121167, 558 nucleotides long. RefSeq lists its product as uncharacterized. Bases 1 to 510 code for a protein of 169 amino acids. The record is from RefSeq and is a predicted model, not a curated record. The transcript is spliced from 2 exons. NCBI's taxonomy places the organism in Eukaryota, Fungi, Ascomycota, Dothideomycetes, Botryosphaeriales, Aplosporellaceae. Gene Ontology annotation, molecular function: endonuclease activity.